Molecule: messenger RNA, 780 nt
Organism: Penicillium concentricum
Lineage: Eukaryota; Fungi; Ascomycota; Eurotiomycetes; Eurotiales; Aspergillaceae
Exons: 3
Coding region: 1-780 (259 amino acids)
Molecular function (GO): dioxygenase activity
Source: RefSeq, a predicted model, not a curated record
AUGCAAGAAAAGCGAGUUUUCAUCAAAGGCGAAGCACUCAUUCCAGUGCUGCUGGGACUCGGUGCAAGACAUGAUGAUUUCGAACACAUGAGGCUCGUCAGCAAUCAUCUCGGCAAAGAUCCCACUGUAAAUUAUCGGAACAUUGGGCUGGGCCGGUUUGCUCUUGAUCCCAAGAAACAGGAGGAUAACUACAAGUGUCAUGACUCGGGAGUCGCUCGGGAUUUUCUACCUGUGGGCUCUACAUUCCAGCACAACACCGUUAUCCAAGAGUCGGUGCUGAACUGUAAUUAUUUCAACCUCCGCACCUUCACUGAGAAGGACAUCCAGGGUUAUCCCGCUCUGAAAGGCGUGCAUCAGGAUGGCGGGGAUCAGACAAUGAUAGUGUUGCUGCGCUCCGAAAAUCUUCGCAAAGACAGCGGAAUCACCUUUGUCCAUGAUAACAGUGAAACCACGGGGGACUCGGGGUAUGAAGCCAAGCCUGCCUUCAUCCUCGACCGAUUGCAGCAUCCCCACGUUUUAGGUACUUUGAUGUUCGCCGACAUCAGCUAUAAACACAGUGUGACUCCUGUACAUCAAUCUCGCGAGGAAGAUCGCGCCGUCCGAGAUAUGCUGGUCCUCAUCACUCGGAAGCCUAAGCUGCCAGGACAUCCGUCCAAAAUCAUGGACUCAAUGGAAUCGAACCGACGACUUCCACUGCGGCUUUCGCUAUGGCUACCUGGGAUCUCACACACUCCAAUAGCCACCAUGCGUAUUGGAGUGAGACAGAGUGAUCUGCGUUAG